GCCAUCAUCUUCCAUGCAGACAGACACACGACACACGCGUACCUGCAUACUUUAAUGCUAAUCGUUGACGCUUUCCAGAACACGCCAGGCAGGCCGGGCCGACGUUGUCCUAUGACGAGGGGGGUAUAUAGGGAAUGAAAUGCCAAGAGGACCCCGGGGAAUGCAGCAUUGAAUUCUGGACCGGAGUGAGAGAAAAACGCUUUCAAUGCUUCCAGUACCCGAUCGAAUUCCAACGUUGUUGGGUAUUCUUAUUCUAAUUCACAGCCCGCUCAGAACCGGGAGACAAGGAGAAUGCCGAGCGCAGCCUCGCUGUAACAAUGAAGCCGCCAAAUUUCCGACGUUGGCAAACAAAAAAAAAAAAUUGAAUCCAUUCCCUUUGUGUGACAGAUGGUGCGGUUUCUCGACAUUCAUUUCUCUCGGGGGCUUGAGUGAUGUAUGCAUCGUUCACCGAGGGAUUCAGGCCAACAGGUAGGUCCUCAUGACCCUUAUUGACUAAUGAUUGUAUGCUCG
Molecule: messenger RNA, 510 nt
Organism: Guyanagaster necrorhizus
Lineage: Eukaryota; Fungi; Basidiomycota; Agaricomycetes; Agaricales; Physalacriaceae
Exons: 1
Coding region: 206-472 (88 amino acids)
Source: RefSeq, a predicted model, not a curated record